AUGGAAAUUCGACUCAAAUUAUGGCACAACUCUGUCACUGCUAGAGUGAUUUACAUUCGUGGAGGCAUUCAAUAUUCCGCAGGUGAGGACCAUUUUGCUGAUGAACCAUGCCGUAAAAGAAAGAUCCAGUCUCCCAUCCACUACGUUUGUCAAUCACCAAAGCCAUGA
This is a messenger RNA of Sclerotinia sclerotiorum 1980 UF-70, 168 nucleotides long. RefSeq lists its product with no specific name. NCBI's taxonomy places the organism in Eukaryota, Fungi, Ascomycota, Leotiomycetes, Helotiales, Sclerotiniaceae. The transcript has a single exon. The record is from RefSeq and is a predicted model, not a curated record. The coding region runs from base 1 to 168 and encodes 55 amino acids.